Ilex paraguariensis (yerba mate) is the source of this 279-nucleotide messenger RNA. NCBI's taxonomy places the organism in Eukaryota, Viridiplantae, Streptophyta, Magnoliopsida, Aquifoliales, Aquifoliaceae. The record is from the annotation of a GenBank genome assembly.
AUGUAUUUCUCGUCGACCUUGCUAAUUCGAGAGGCACUUAUCCUUCUGAAUAGACUAGCAUCAAAUCCACAGUACUCCACUCCUGUUUUCAGAAUACUAACGAACAGCCGAGAUGUGGCCUCUUUGACCUUGGAUGUAGCUAACAGGUUAUCCCGCAAAGGCAAAUGGCUAUGGCAGUCUGACAAGUUGACUCGGCAAAUCAGAGAAUCUGAAAUUGUGGACUUAGCUCGGGUAUUUAAAAAAAGGGUGUUCACCUUUUUAGGAGAAAGCUUGUCCUGA